Messenger RNA from Megachile rotundata (alfalfa leafcutting bee), 1946 nucleotides. It is a transcript of the gene Pgk, whose product is annotated as phosphoglycerate kinase. Gene Ontology annotation, cellular component: cytosol. The record is from RefSeq and is a predicted model, not a curated record. Gene Ontology annotation, molecular function: ATP binding; ADP binding; phosphoglycerate kinase activity. NCBI's taxonomy places the organism in Eukaryota, Metazoa, Arthropoda, Insecta, Hymenoptera, Megachilidae. Gene Ontology annotation, biological process: gluconeogenesis; glycolytic process.
CGCGCGCAACUGAUUGUGUGCAUCUGUUGGGAGGUCGCUAUGUUCGUCGACCUUUCUUUGACUUUGUCGAGUUAACGCACAACAACGAUCAAAGAUACUCCAAGGUAGCAGACAGUUUCGGGAAUACGCGCCACGUUAUACCGAGUGUGUUCCAGUUCGAUAACGAUAUUUGUAUAUUAUCGGUUAUUCGUCAAAUUCCAUCGAGAUCCAUAUAUUCGAAAUCCAAAACCAUGGCAUUAAAUAAACUUAGCAUCGAUAAAGUGGACCUAACGGAUAAACGUGUUCUCAUACGAGUGGAUUUCAAUGUACCGUUGAAAGAUGGUAAAAUCACGAAUAAUCAAAGAAUCGUCGCUGCUUUGGAUACUGUCAAGUAUGCGCUUGAAAAAAAGGCCAAGUCUGUUGUUUUAAUGUCGCACUUGGGCCGUCCAGAUGGAAAACAGGACAUGAAAUACACGCUUAAACCCGUUGCCGAUGAAUUGAAAUCUCUCCUUGGAAAGGAAAUUUUGUUCUUGAAUGAUUGCGUUGGACCAGAGGUCGAAGCGGCGUGUGCUAAUCCAGCACCAGGAACGCUCGUCUUACUUGAAAAUUUAAGAUUCCACGUAGAAGAAGAAGGGAAAGGCGUGGGUCCGGACGGAAAUAAGGUAAAAGCGGAUAAAGAAAAGGUCACCGCGUUUAGAGCGUCUCUGAGAAAAUUAGGCGACGUUUAUAUCAAUGAUGCUUUUGGUACGGCUCAUCGUGCUCACAGUUCGAUGCUUGGCGAAGGAUACGAUAUCAGAGCCAGUGGCUUCCUUUUGAAAAAAGAAUUGGAGUACUUCGCUAAAGCUUUGGACAAUCCGGAAAGACCUUUCUUGGCUAUACUGGGAGGUGCUAAGGUCGCGGAUAAAAUACAACUGAUUAAUAAUUUGCUAGAUAAAGUUAACGAAAUGAUUAUAGGCGGUGGAAUGGCUUAUACGUUUUUGAAAGUAUCCAAAAAUAUGAAGAUUGGCAAUUCGUUAUUUGACGAAGAAGGCGCAAAAAUUGUCAACGAUUUGUUAUCGAAAGCCGAAAAGAAUAAAGUUCAAAUACACUUACCAGUCGAUUUCGUUACCGCGGAUAAAUUCGCGGAAAAUGCAGCUGUAGGUGCAGCGGAUUUAGAAACCGGUAUACCUGAUGGUUGGAUGGGACUGGAUGUCGGACCAAAAUCGAGAGAAUUAUUUAGCGAACCUAUCAAAAGAGCCAAAACGAUAGUAUGGAAUGGUCCAGCGGGUGUUUUCGAAUUCGAGAAUUUCAGUAAAGGUACAAAGAGCCUCAUGGACAAUGUUGUUGAAGCAACCUCGCGAGGUAGUAUUACUAUAAUUGGAGGCGGUGAUACCGCCACUUGUGCUGCCAAGUGGAAAACCGAAGAUAAAGUAAGUCACGUAAGCACUGGAGGAGGUGCAAGCUUAGAACUGCUCGAAGGGAAAGUUUUGCCGGGAGUUGCGGCUCUUUCCUCCUCGUAAAUUACGAUCCAUCUAGUGCUAUUUACUACGUUUAUAGAAUCUAGUUUAACGUCGAUAUUCGCGGUGAUUCGCGAAUCAACGAAAUACCUCCUUUGUUUCUUCGGUGAUAAAAAUGUUACCGCAAUUUGCGUGCAUGUAAAAUCGAUAUCCUUUCUUCGAAACAACCUAUGUUAUUAUUCACUCGCGAUUAUGCGAAAUCUUUCUGUAUUUAUUCAAAAUAUCGAUAAUGUAUUCUACUUAUAUUAGAAAGAUAACCGAUAUCAAACGUUAUGUUUCGGUGAUCGUUUAUUACUGUUUAGGAUUAUCGUUUACGCAACGUUCUUUGCAUAAAAAUGCCGGUACCGUGUUUCGCUCGAAACUCCUAAUAUCUGUGUUCUAUGACUGAACAAUUUACCAACAAUUUAAUAAAUAAUGAUAGUGCACCGAUGUCAGAAAACUGACAAGUUCUGCACUAUGUUUAGAAAUGUU